Molecule: messenger RNA, 869 nt
Organism: Ruditapes philippinarum (Manila clam)
Lineage: Eukaryota; Metazoa; Mollusca; Bivalvia; Venerida; Veneridae
Product: translin-like
Exons: 2
Coding region: 1-318 (105 amino acids)
Biological process (GO): RNA metabolic process
Cellular component (GO): nucleus; cytoplasm
Molecular function (GO): sequence-specific DNA binding; RNA binding; single-stranded DNA binding
Source: RefSeq, a predicted model, not a curated record
AUGAUGAUAAUUUGUAUAUUUUCAGUAAAAACAGACAGACAAGAAGGUUUUCAUAUAGAUUUAGAUGAUUACUUGAUGGGACUCUUGCAACUGGCCAGUGAAUUGUCGAGACUGGCAGUAAAUUCGGUGACAGCUGGUGACUACGGUAGACCAAUGAGAAUUGCAAAGUUUGUGGGAGAGCUAGACUCCGGUUUUAGACUACUCAACCUUAAAAAUGAUUCACUGAGAAAAAGAUUUGAUGGUCUGAAAUAUGACCUGAAGAAAGUAGAAGAAGUUGUGUAUGACCUGACAAUUCGUGGAUUAAAGCCAACAGAAUGAAUACUUUCUAUGAUCUUUAAACUGGGAACAAUUGUUUUCUUUUUUAUAAAAACAAAGCUGUAUUUUGUUAUAAGCUUGACUAUUUGAAGAAUAGGGAGGGCUAAUGUACUCACCCAGGUGUUGCAUUGGUGUUGCCUUCACACUUUGGUUAAGUUUUUGCGUGCAAGUUUGUAUCUCAAAAAAACUGAAGGGAAUGGGUUGAAACUUCAUACUUCUGAGAGGAAAAAUGUCUUAAAGGUGGUCACUGUCCAAGGCCCAUAACUCUAACAUGGAUUUUUACAGAAUUAUGUCCUUUUUGAAGGUGAAAAUUCUACAUUAUCCAGGUUCUGUUUCACUAUCAAGCACUGAGAGUAGUCGAACACACUGUUAAACUGACAGCUCUUGUUGAUUUUUUUUUAUAUCUACCUAGCAAUGGCAGCUAAUUACUUCAUUUGUAAGGCAUUAUGGUUUUGUUAUGUACAUAUUAUCUGGGUGGCACAGAUGUUAUAUUGAAUGUUUUAUAAUUCUUUACUUUAAUGCUAAAUGAAAAAUAAAUUCAAACUGCAAAAUGU